AUGCGCGUGGUUAAUUGGUUGGCAAUUGGGAUGGGGAUUUGGGGAGGAGGUGUACUUGCGCUAGAGACGGAGAGGGGAGAUAAAGGAUUGGAAGGGGUGGAGAAGGAUGAGGAGAGGUUGCCUUUGCCGAGUUAUCAUUUUGGGGCAGGGAUUGAGGUCGAGUGUAUGGAGAGGGAUGUCGAUACAGGAGAACAUGUUCAACUAGAGGACAAUUCUUUAAAAUACAUACCAUUUCCGAUAUGUAAUGAAACGGGAAGACCAUUGGAAUUAAAAUAUGGAGUUGAAGAAGAACUCAAUUGUACAAUUCCUUUGAUAACAGAUCCUUUCUUUCAUCUUCUCGAAUUUUAUAUUCAUUCCGAUGCACCUCUCUCCUGUCGAAUUCCUUCUCGACCCGCACCCACUGUUCAUCACAUGAACAGCUAUCCAAAUUAUAAACAAGAAUAUAUUCCUCUCACCUUCGCUCUCUCAGGAACAUUACAACUCUCCCACCUUCAUAUCUCCACUCACCUAAAUGUUCUUCUUCAUAGCGUCCCAAAACAUCAUCUUCAAAAACAUGAUUCGGGUGUAAUCGACAGUGGAGUAGCAUAUAGUACGAGUCCUUUAAGUCACAUUACGGGUCCAGCCGCUCUUACUAAAAAACUUAUUAUUGGAGAUGAAUUACCUCUUAAAUUGAGUAUUCGUUGGUUUCCAACCCCAUUACUCCCGAGAGAAAAUGGAAAGGUAGAAUGGAAUGGGCUAGGGGGUCAUGUGAAUUGGAUGACGAUCGGAUAUGUCAUUGUAGCGUUUGGAGCCGGAGCUACGGUGAUGGGGGCUUGGAUGGUAGGGUGGGAGGUUCCGAGGAGGAUGAGGGGGUGGAGUGGGAGGUUGGCGAGGGUGGGGGGGUUGGGAGGCGCGAAUAGUAAGGGUUUGGGUGGGGCGACGCCGUUGGGGUAUGGGGUUAAGGGGGGUGGGUUUGGAGGUGGUGGUGGUGGAGCGGUAGGGAAUGGAUGGGGGUUUGUGGGGGGUGGGAGUGGGAGGGGGGAUGGGAAGAGAGAUUAG
Messenger RNA from Botrytis deweyae, 1038 nucleotides. RefSeq lists its product as uncharacterized. The record is from RefSeq and is a predicted model, not a curated record. The coding region runs from base 1 to 1038 and encodes 345 amino acids. The transcript is spliced from 3 exons. Lineage: Eukaryota; Fungi; Ascomycota; Leotiomycetes; Helotiales; Sclerotiniaceae.